AUGGAUCAGGUGAAGUGGAACCCUGUUCUCUGUGAGGUUAUGGUUUACUUUGAGAUUGCUGAAUUGUUAUGGAAAGUUCCAAAACUUCCCAUAACAGUUGUGAAGUGGUUGGCUGGGUACUUCAUCAAUCUGAUGUUUCCUCGAGUUACAUUCACUCUUGGGGAGAUUAGCGAUGAAAAGGAAGUACAUCAGGAGAAAGUCAUUCAUUACACAAGGAAUCCCUAUAGAACCUGGUUGCAGAAGGAUGGCCUGAGGGUAACGGGAAUCGCUGUUGUACCUGUGGAUGAUGAAAGGAAGUAUACUCCCAAGGUGGAAAUUGUGGCAGGAGGCAUAAAUGAAGAUAAUAUCGAAUAUGAAUUUGUUGAAAGAAGAACGAAUUAA
Messenger RNA from Darwinula stevensoni, 381 nucleotides. Lineage: Eukaryota; Metazoa; Arthropoda; Ostracoda; Podocopida; Darwinulidae. The record is from the annotation of a GenBank genome assembly.